This is a messenger RNA of Gossypium arboreum, 2392 nucleotides long. RefSeq lists its product as uncharacterized. Lineage: Eukaryota; Viridiplantae; Streptophyta; Magnoliopsida; Malvales; Malvaceae. Bases 483 to 2264 code for a protein of 593 amino acids. The record is from RefSeq and is a predicted model, not a curated record. The transcript has 11 exons.
AAAAUGAACUGAAAAGAGGAAAAAAAUGAAGGCAUGUGAGCGUUGUCGGUGAAUGAAGAGUGGCGCUGGAAAAACAGAGUAUGACAUAUGAUAGAUCCAUAUUUGCCUCAACUGUGGAAAUGGGGUCUCUUUCUUCCUUACUAUUAAUACUUACACAACUCAUAAUUUUAUAGUAUUACACCCCCAAAUCCACUCCUUUAUAGGCCCCCUCUAUAUACCCCACUUCCCUCUUCAUUUUUUGUCCCUUUCCUUCACACCCUCUUUGCAGCAGUUGAAAAAAAUAAUUUCCAUGCUGAUUUUCUUUUCCUUUUUUUUUUUGUCUUGAAAGGGUAGUCUUUAGUUGGUGGAGUCAUUAGAUUCCUAUGUGUUCAACAGGUGCAAGAAGAAGAAAAAAAAUAUGAACCACUGGUUGUGAAAAAUUCAACUAAAAUUGCAAUCUUGGGGUGUUCAUUAGAUUUUUUAUUUUUUUUGUGGUUCUUGGAAUGAUGCUUUGUUUGAAGCCUGAAGCUUUGGAUGAAGAUCAUCAUCCUCAAAGUCCUAAUAGUAAUACCAUUCAUGGGAAUGGGGAUUGCAAUGGUGGUAAUAAUGGGGGUUUUAUUCUACCAAUCAGUUGGGGAAGUUCUAUUAAUAGGUAUUUACAAUGGAAGAGUGGUAAGGUUUGGAGCAAGUCAUUUUCAGCUGGGGAUGAUUCUUGUAAUUCUUGUUCUGAAUUGGAGGAUGGUAAGUCCCAUGAAAGGAGUGGACAAGAGACAAAUCAACAGUUGUGUAAUUAUAAAUACCAGCUUGAGCAAGAAGUUAAAAAGUUGCAGCAGCAGUUGCAGGAAGAGACUGAUUUGCACUUAGCUCUAGCAAGUGCUGUUGAACAUUGUGGUUCACCUUCGUCUAGUUCUCCAGGCAAGCUUCCUGAUAAGGCCCAGGAGCUUUUAGAUAGCAUAGCUGUUCUCGAGAUUACCGUAGCAAAUUUAGAGCAGGAAUUUGUUUCUUUACAAUGUCAGAUUAGUCAAGAAAGGAAUGAGCGACGUCUUGCUGAGUACCAUUUAAAGCAUUUGCCAUUUCCUUCAACGUCACUUUUUGAUAGCUCUUUGGCUUACUUAACCGAACCGAUUGCAAGGCUUUGCAAUGAAGAGGAAGCCGAACAAAACACGGAUGAUAUGCAUCUGCCAGAGGCUUUUAUUGAUAACAAUUAUAUCGUGGAUAACCUUUGGCAUCAUCCCAAUCAACUAUCUGAAGAAAUGGUCUUACGCAUGAGAGAUAUUUUCAUUUUCUUAGCAGAUUCAUCCAAGCUUUCUUCUUCAUCGUCUUCUUCUUCGGUGUCACCCGCUUCACCUCACUGCCCCCUUGCCAAUUUUUUGGCAUCAUCCUCGGACUCACCCGUUGUAACUUCCUUUGUAAGUAGUCCCUCAGGAGGUGGUGCAUAUGACCCUUAUGGAAUCUCCGACAAAGUUGACUGGACAUUUAGUAUUGGGACCUAUAGUAAAGCGAUUGAAGUCUCGUGGUUGUCUGUUGGGAAGAAAGAACUUGAAUAUGCCGCUAUGGCUCUAAAAAGAUUCAGAUUGCUUGUUGAGCAGCUGUUGAGGGUGGAUCCUUCUCAAAUGAGUUCCAAUGAGAAACUGGCAUUUUGGGUUAACUUGUAUAAUGCAUUGAUUAUGCAUGCAUAUUUAGCAUAUGGAGUUCCAAGAAACGAUAUCAAACUAUUUUCCUUAAUGCAGAAGGCUGCGUACACCAUUGGAGGACUCUCCGUGAGUGCAGCUGACAUAGAAUGCACCGUUCUAAAGAUGAAUCCUGCUACUUAUCGACCUCAAAUAGCUGCGGUUUUCGCACUUCAGAAAUUCAAGGCUUCUGCUGAACUGCAGAAGUAUACAAUUGAUCAUCCCGAGCCUCUAGUUCAUUUUGCCUUAAGUUGCGGGUUGCAUUCAUCACCUGCGGUGAGGAUUUUCAGGCCUGAAAAUAUGAACGAGUCGCUAAAAAGAUCAAUGCAAGACUACAUUCAAGCAUCUGUCGGAAUAAGUAACAAAGGGAAACUAUUAGUGCCUAAAUUGCUGCAUUGUUUUGCCAAAGGAAUGGUGGAGGACUCGGUUUUACCCGAUUGGAUUUGUCAAUUCUUAUCGCCGCAACAAGCUUCCAUGGUUAAGAACUGUUUAUCACGUAAUAAGUGGAGGAUCCUCGGUGCUAGAGUAUUUUCCAUCAUACCUUUCGAUUCGAGGUUCCGGUUUCUCUUCCUAUUGGAUGAUAAGAGCAGCCAGCUUUCGAAAUCUAAAGUUUGAGCAGAGCAGGCAUUUCUCCAUAUCACAUUGUAUAGUAGUGGUUGCCGAUGAUAAUAGAUUUUCUUACAUAACAAAACUCAAUGCAUGGUUACCCAAAUUAUAAAGGAACUGUUUAAGUAUUUGAAAAA